GAGGCCGCCGCGUGAGGUGGUGGUGCUGUGUGUGCUGCGCGGCCGGCGCGCGACGGGCCGCCGCCCGACCGCCAGUGGCCCUGUGACAGUGUGUCUGUGUCUGUGUGUGUGUGCCGCGGCGGGCCCCGUGUGACGGCGCGUGUGGCCGGCAGGAGGCGAGGUGCCGAUGUGAGCCGGCCGCGGCAGCGACAGACGCGGCUGGGACCGCCGCCGACGCCAUGUACAACUCAGCCAACAACCCCAUGCUCAAGGGCUAUGUCUCCAGCCAGGAGCGGGACCAGAUGCGCGAGCGGGAGCGCAAGUCGCGCAGCCAGAUCGCGCAGCAGGCGGCGCGCGACACGUUCAUGGAGCAGGCCAGCGGCGCCGAGUUCGCCGAGCCCAUCAAGAAGCGGCAGAACCCGCAGAUUACGGCCAUCCUGGGCGAGUUUGACCGUCUGGCGCCCAUCAUGCGCUCGGAGCACGCCAGCGCCAGUCUGGUGGGCGCCGACGUGAUGCCCUGCACGCCGGCGCCCGUCCACCAGGACCACGACCACCUGUUUGAGGCGCCGGCGCCGGCGCCCAGCCGCGCCGCCAUGCGCGCGCCGCCGCCGCCGCCGCCGGCGCCCGAGCGGCGGCCGGCGCGUGUGCCGCUGCUGCCGCCCCCGCCCCCGCCCCCGCCGCCGGCCCCUGCCCCGGCCCCGGCUCCGGCCGUGCACCACUCGGGCCGGGCCCCGCGGCCGCCAGCCAGGAGUGAGAAGCGGGACCGGCCGGAGCUCACCACGAUCCUGCAGGAGAUGGUGGGCCCGUUCCCGGCGCUGGUCACCCCGCUCAAGGUCAACCCGCCGCCCUUCCAGUUUCCCGCCUCCAGGGACGCGCCCGUCACGCCGCUGCAGCGCACGCCGGAGCAGCACGGUCGGGAGCCGGCCGCGCCGCGGGACGACACGGAGAGGCGGCGCGGCCGACCGGCGCUCUGUCGGAGGUCUCUGUCGGAGGACCUGACUCUGUCGGAGGACUCUGACGAUGACUCGGCGGCGCACAAACACCAGCAUCUCCCUCAGCAGCCGGCGGUGUCGGUGUCGGCUUCCCGGGGCUCCGGCCGCCUCUCCGACCGGUCCAGGCCGUCUCCGUCCGGAUCCGCCGACCGGCCGGCAGCGCCCUCGGCCAAGUCGGCCGCCGCGCCGGCCGCCGCCCCGGCCGUGCGCGUGGCCUCCAGCUGCUCGUCGAGCGAGUCCGGCUCAGAGUCCGAGUCGGAUGACUCUGCCGACGAGCUGCGCCCGGUGCCGGCGGCGGCCGAGCCGGCGCCCGGCUCCCCGGCCGAACAGAAGGAGGGCGGCGACAGCCCCACCAAGCUGGGCGUCCAGUGGAGCCUCAGCUCCAUCAUGGGCAAGGACUCGGCCAGCACGCCCGUCUCGUCCAUAUUCGACGGCACGCCCGUCAGAAAGCUGUCGCCGCCCGAGUUUCCCGGCAGCGUGGACCCCAUGGGGCCGAGCAGUGCCGAGCCGCUGGACGCCGACGGUCAGGACGACGGCAUCUCCAUCGAGGACCUGGUCACCCAGGUGAAGUCGGGCUCGCCGCUGCUGCUCUCGGACGGCCCGGCGCCGAUGGAGAUGUCAGACGACUCGUCCGGCUCCGAGGACGAGCCGCGCCGGCCGGCCGAGCAGCCGGCGGCCGCCGCGGCCGGCAGCAGCGUACGCUCCACCGGCGGCGGCAGCCGGCCGCGGCCGCGACUCUCCGCCCUCAGUGAGAGCGAUAGUGAAAAGGUGGAACGCUCGAAACGGCGCGCGCCGCCGGCCGAGGGCGCGCCGCGCCGGCCCGGCCGGCCACGGGUCAAGCAGAAGCCCUCACCGCGGCGGCCGCCCAGUGACAGUGACUCGGACUCAGACGCCGAGGCGCCGCCGCCGCCACCGCCGCCCACCCGGCCGCCGCGGCCGCCCGGCCGGCCGCCCAACCCGCCGCCCAGCAAGGGCAGCCUGAAGGCGGCAGCGCCGGUGGAGGCGGCGCGGCCUGGCCGGGGCCGCGGCCGGCCCAGCCCCAGCUACCCGUCGCGCGAGAUGAUCAGCACCACCGACUCGUCCGACUCCGAGUCUGCGCCGUCGGCGUGCCGCCGGGUGGCCGCCGCCAGCAGUGACGACGACCGGCCGGCGCCCAUGGCGGCCCCGGCCCCGGCACCGGCGCCGGCGGCGGCCGCCGUGUCCGACUCGUCCGACUCGGACUCGCCGCCCAAGCUGGACGCCGGUGGCGUGAGCACCAGCGACGCUAACAAGAAGGCCACCGUCAACCGGCUCUUCUUGCACCGCGUCAAAAAGUCGACGCCGCGCGGCCGGCCGGCCAACUCGAGCGAGCGCAGCGAGGGGCACGCGUCCCCGGCGGCGGCGCCGACGCCGCCUGCCGCGCCGCUGGCGCCGCCGCCGCCGCCGGCGCUGCUGGCCACGCCGGCCGUGCCGCUGCCGCCGCUCAGCCGGCACAACGGCGUGCCGGUGCUGCGCUGUCGGAUAGAGAAGCGGCUCGUGCAGCGGACGGACGCGCGCGACGAGCCGCCGCCGCAGACGGAGCUGCGCCGCGCGGACGUCAAGGCGGAGCCGCCGGCGGCCAGUUCGGUCCGCUCGACGGCGUCGGCUGGCUCUCCGGCCACCUCCGGCCAGAAGCGGCGGCGCCGCGACUCGGACCGGCGCGCCAAGAAGGAGCGACGCGACGAGGCCGCCUCUAAGCGGCGGCCCGGCUCGGUUCACUCCAACACGCCGUGCGGCGCCGGCCAGCCGGCCGACCAGCCGGCCGCCGAGGAGGACGGGCCGCUGGGGAAGCGCCGCGCCGCCGACGAGCCGCGCACGCACACACCGACCGGCGGCCCGGCCGGCCAGCACGAGCACAGGAUUGAGUCGCCGCCUACCGGAGUCCGGGAGGCAGACAGCAGUACAAACCCCAGCGCCGAGCCUUACGACAGCAACGUACCGCAGGCGCUCUACACCAACCAGCCCUUCCCCAUCCCGGCGGGCGACCAGAACCAGUACCUGAAGCAGGCCCGCCUGCUCAAACGCGCCGCCGACACCGAGCACGACCUCACCCUGCGGGUCAUCAGGUACACCCAGGCGGUGUUGUACUUCCUGCUGACGGCCCUGUCGAUGGAGAAGGACGCCGAUGACGCCGAGAACAUGCUGGUUAUGCUCAACGACACGCUGAAGCUCAUCAAGGACAUGCUGCGCCUCUCGUCGGCCACCUAUCGAAAGCAGGGGAAGCGGCCGAGCCACAUCGACCGGAAGCUGCAAACGCUGCUGCUCCGCUGUCAGGGCCUCAUCUACCUGCGCAUGUUCAAACUCAAGGAGCCCGAGCACAAGAAGGCGCAGCGACAGAUCUCCGACUUCAAGAACCAGAUGCUGAACGAGUGUCUGACCGAAGACGGCCGGGCGUACCAAGUGCCGCGCGAGCUGCUCCUGCUCAUGAUCAAAUGCAACGAGACGCAGGGCCACCUGCGGGACUGGCUCGACUACUGGGAGCAGGCCGACGAGCUGAUGCAGCCCGCGCCCGACAUAGGGAAGUUUUUCGCCGAGAUCGACCGCACGAUGGGCGGCCUGCUCAACACGAGCACACUGCUCCACCUGGUCUACUACAUCCGCGAGACGACGCGCCGGCUGCAGGCCAUGCACACGGGCGCCGCUGUCUGAGCGCUGCCGACCUGCGCGCGCAUCACAACCGUAUCAGGGUACUCCGUGGCAAUCCGAGCCGGGCAGCGGAGCCGCGGCGCCGGCCGAGCUUCCCUCCGCGGGCGCCGCGCCGGGCCCGUUUUGUACCGGCGCGCGGCCGGCGCCGCCCAGUGCAGGCCGGGUUUGUAUUUUUGUACGGAUCAUCGCCAUCGCCGGCCGGGCACGCAGACGCCGGCCGCAGUAUCGCCGCGCGGCGGCCACCAGUCCAAACCAUCGCCCAUCGCCCUGUCUCUCUCUCUCAGUCGUCACUCACCGGUUGGCGGCGCGGCCGACACCGGCCGGCCGCCGCCCCUCACACGAUGCCUUGACAAGGCAGCCGCCCUGCCUCCCUGUCCCCGCCGUCCCGUCCCCGGUCACGGUUCCUCUGUGGGGCAGUGCCCCGGCACACGCCGUCUCCCUCCUCUCGCUCACCCCUGUCUCUCUCUCCCCGCCCCGGGUGCCGGGCCGCCGGUCUCAGCCGGCGCCCGCCCCGCUCCAAGUGCCAGCGUUACCGGAUGCGUGCCUCCCCGUGUGCCCUGCCCCGGCCGAGCGCCGGGGCCACCCCGCGCCGUCAGCCGGCCAGCCACACAGAUGGAACGGUACUGACAAUACACGUUCGUAUAUUGGGUAUAAAAGAGCGGCGUGGCCCGAGGCCGACCGUACACGUAUUUAUUUUGUUUGUUUAAGCUUCCAGGAGGCAGCAUUGCGUCCAGCGAGGGUAUUUUUGUAAAGACUGUUGUACAUAGGUGCGGUGCAGAGUGUUGUGAUGCAAGCUACAAAUGAAUGAUGUGUUAGAUCAUUUUCAUCCGCAGUCCGCACCCCAAUAAACGUGUAUGACGUG
Molecule: messenger RNA, 4497 nt
Organism: Amphibalanus amphitrite
Lineage: Eukaryota; Metazoa; Arthropoda; Thecostraca; Balanomorpha; Balanidae
Product: nascent polypeptide-associated complex subunit alpha, muscle-specific form-like
Exons: 19
Coding region: 219-3638 (1139 amino acids)
Biological process (GO): regulation of gene expression
Cellular component (GO): super elongation complex; nucleus
Source: RefSeq, a predicted model, not a curated record